AUGUACAUCAAGUCAAUUGUUCUUGAGGGAUUUAAAUCCUAUGCCCACAGGACAGAAGUUUGUGACUUUGACCCAUUUUUCAAUGCCAUUACUGGUUUGAAUGGUAGUGGCAAGUCCAAUAUCUUGGACUCAAUCUGUUUCCUGUUGGGAAUCAGCAAUCUGACACAGGUGCGAGCUGUCAGCCUUCAAGAUCUUGUUUAUAAAGGUGGGCAAGCUGGAAUUGCUAAAGCAACUGUGUCCGUUACCUUUGAUAAUUCUGACAAGAGAGUAAGUCCACUGGGAUUUGAAGCUAGUGAUGAGAUCACCAUCAGUAGGCAGAUUAUCAUUGGAGGUAGAAAUAAGUAUCUUAUCAAUGGUGUGAAUGCUGCCUGCAGUCGUGUGCAGGAUCUCUUCUGUUCUGUUGGACUCAAUGUCAAUAACCCUCACUUCCUCAUUAUGCAGGGACGAAUUACCAAAGUUCUAAAUAUGAAGCCACCAGAGAUUUUAGCUAUGGUUGAAGAAGCAGCUGGUACUAGGAUGUAUGAAUGCAAGAAAACAAUUGCCCAGAAAACCAUAGAGAAGAAGGAAGACAAACUGAAAAACAUUCAAAAGGUCUUAGAUGAGGAGAUCGGUCCAACUUUACAUAAACUGCGAGAGGAACAAUCAUCCUAUUUAGAAUACCAAAAAACAGUACGAAAAAUAGACCACUUCAGCCGCUUCUAUACAGCUUAUCAGUUUGUUCUGGCUGAAAAGACAGAGCAGUCUUCUGCUGAAGCAUUGAAGGAAAUGCAGGCUGAUGUAGAGAAGUUUCGGGAAUCAAUAGCUGAAAGUGAAAAGAAGGUGAGCCAACUUAAUGAAGAAAUAGCGGAGAUGGAAAAGAAAAGGGAUGAGGAAGUUGGUAGUGUGCUCCAUUCACUGGAGGAUGCUUUUUCAGAAAUUCAAAGAGUUAAUGCUAAAGCUCAAAGUGCCCUUGAUCUCAAUAAGCAAAACUUAAAAAAUGAAGAGAUUAAACACAAAGAACUGGUAAAAAGAAUGCAGGAGGAUUCUAAAACUCUGGUGUCAAAGGAGAAAGAAGUAAAUAAGAUCGAGAAAGAACUAAGUGCUUUACAGGAAGCAAGUGAAAAAGAUGCAGAUGCUUUAGCUGCAGCACAAAAGCAUUUUAAUGCUGUGUCUGCUGGCUUGUCCAGCAGUGACGAUGGAGAAGAAAAUACUCUUGCUAGGCAGAUGAUGACCUGCAAAAAUGAAAUCAGCAAAGCAGUAACAGAGGCUAAACAGAUUCAAAUGAAGUUGAAUUAUGCACAACAAGAAUUAAAGGCAAAACAAGCUGAAGUUAAAAAGAUGGAUGGAAGCUACAAGAAAGACCAAGAAGCACUUGAAGCUAUCAGAAAAACGAAAGAAAAACUAGAGAACGAAAUGAAGAAGCUGAACUACGAAGAGAAAGAAGAAGACCUUUUAGCAAAAAAGAAGAUACUGGAUUGUGACAUCAGCCGGCUCAGAGAAUUAUGUGAACAUUUAAUGGCAAAGUUUCCUUAUCUACGCUUUGAAUACAAAGAUCCAGAAAAAAAUUGGAAUCCAAACCACGUGAAAGGUUCUGUUGUGUCUCUUAUCACUGUGAAAGAUCAGUCCAAAGCAAAAGCCCUAGAAGUCGUGGCUGGAGGGAAACUCUAUAACAUUGUUGUGGACACAGAGGUUGCUGCCAAAAAGCUUUUAGAAAAGGGUGAACUAAAGCGUCGAUACACCAUGAUUCCACUAAACAAAAUUUCAGCCAGGUGUGUUGAACCAGACAAGGUCAAGUUGGCCCAAACCUUGGCUGGUCAUGAUGACUUGCAUUUAGCCCUUUCUCUGAUUCAAUAUGAUCCUGAACUGCAGAAAGCAAUGGAAUAUGUCUUUGGAACAGCACUAGUCUGUGAUAACAUGGAUAAUGCUAAGAAAGUGUCCUUUGACAAAAGGAUAAUGGCAAGAAGUGUUACACUUGAUGGAGAUUCAUUUGACCCCCAGGGCACGCUGCAUGGAG
Messenger RNA from Leptosomus discolor (cuckoo roller), 1993 nucleotides. The record is from RefSeq and is a predicted model, not a curated record. Lineage: Eukaryota; Metazoa; Chordata; Aves; Leptosomiformes; Leptosomidae.